This is a messenger RNA of Nematostella vectensis (starlet sea anemone), 1304 nucleotides long. Its product is annotated as mitochondrial carrier homolog 2. The transcript has 14 exons. NCBI's taxonomy places the organism in Eukaryota, Metazoa, Cnidaria, Anthozoa, Actiniaria, Edwardsiidae. The coding region runs from base 45 to 971 and encodes 308 amino acids. The record is from RefSeq and is a predicted model, not a curated record.
CUCGAGCGAGGCCUGUUCGAGCUACUUCCUGUUGCUUUUUCAAAAUGGCGGCUUUCAAGACACCUGGGAAUUUCUCGAAAAAAGGCGAGAAUGACAAGGCUUUAUCGCUGCUUUUAUCAUGUUCUAUGACAGCUGUAACAAAUCCUUUAAACGUCGUAAAAGUAUUGAUUCAGGUUGGUCACGAGCCUUUGCCUGCAAAGCUGACGACGACAGUGUUUGGAUCGCAAGUCUAUAGACUGCCAGGCCUCUUCCAGUACCUGUCACAUAUCCGGUCAGCAGAAGGUUUCUUUGGACUUUAUAGAGGGGUUGUACCAAGGAUUCUUUGUCAGCUAACAGGAAGUGUGAUCAAUGAUUUUGCCCUGGAGGCUUUACAAAGCAGAGAGAGAUGUGAUAAUGCCGAGCAAACAGAGAAGAGUUUUGCACAAGACACCCAAGACUUCACUGUCGAGACUUGCAAGCAAACAGCAGCCAAGUGUGCUGCAGUGGUGUUAUCCCAUCCGUUUCAAGUUAUAACUGUCCGAAUGGUUGUCCAGUUUGUUGGCAAGGAAGCUAUAUAUACAGGCUUGACGUCCUCCAUCAAGGAGAUCUAUAAUGAACAUGGGAUAUUAGGAUUCUUUGCUGGGCUUGUUCCGAGGAUAGCUGGUGAAGUCCUAUCUCUAUGGAUGUACCGCUCUGUUGUUUUUAUCAUCAACAAAUUUUUCCUGGAUUCUGAGAUGGCUGAGAGGAAGGAAGUUACUGUUUACACGACUGCUCUAUCUCAAUGGCUCUCCAGUAUGUUCACGUACCCUUUUGUGGUAGUUUCAAACAACAUGAUCUCCAACAAUGUUGGACUUGCGGCAGGUGAACCCCCGGCUAUGCCAGUUUAUGCCGACUGGGUGGAUUGCUUCAAGCACAUGAGAAAAACGGGCAACCUAUGGCGUGGGUCAAGCCUGUUCAGGCGGACCGUCAAGACCAAGCUAGCCAUCAAAUAACUCCGCGGUCGCCUGUACCGGGUAACCUCACCACUCGGCAAAUCUCUCAACUGAAGUCUAGACGCCGAAACCGACCAAUCAUCGUCUGUCUACUCAGCUCUUCGCAGAUUUGAUUCUGGCCGCGAUGGACUGGAACUCACUAAUGGACCUAUAGUGAGGUUUUGUGUAAAGCCACUUCGCACCCUUCAAAUGGUAGUAUUUCGGUGACAUUCUGUGAGUUGAAUAUUGCUAAUAAUUUGUUAUUUUAUUGGAUUUGGGGACCAAGGAACUUAUACUUGUGAAUUUUAUUUUAAUAAAAUUUGGAAUAAAUAGCUACUUUUUGUGGCUUUGGAA